Epinephelus lanceolatus (giant grouper) is the source of this 3919-nucleotide messenger RNA. The record is from RefSeq and is a predicted model, not a curated record. NCBI's taxonomy places the organism in Eukaryota, Metazoa, Chordata, Actinopteri, Perciformes, Serranidae.
UUAAAUAAUAUUUUUUAAAGUCUUUUGAGCCGAUGUGAUGAACUCUGCUGAUGAAGACUUUGACUCAAACUGCUGCUGAGUUUUUACAGUGCAGAGCUGCACCAUCUGCAUCCUGCCUCCAGGUGGAGCUGGAGGUUCAUUCUGACCUGAGAGCCUCCUCCUCCUCCUCCUCCUCCUGACUGAGUUCAGUUCAACUGACACAAAAAGAGGAAGAAGAGAAGGAGGAAGGAGACACACAGACAGAGACAGAAAGACAGAGACGGACGGACAGAGUGAACAACAUGAGAGCUGAGGAGUGAACCGUCGCUGCGCUGAUCUGACACUGCCGUCUGUCCAUCUGUCCGUCCACCUGCAGACAUGUCCUCGUCCAGAGGGGACAGUAAGACAGCCUCCCAGUUUGUGUCUCUGACCAUGAGGCUGAAGGAUAAGCUCCACCCACAGAGGGUCAGACGCUCCGAGCGAAUCAAACACACCCCGUCACAGAGAGUCAAACCGCCUGACCUCGACCUGCAGCACAAGGACGGUGGCGUGUUGGCGGACCAGCAGCGGGCUGUCAUCAGCUCUCUGCAGUACUUCAAGGCUCUGGUGGACAGACUGGGAGUGGACAGACAGGAAGUGGACAAACUGGUCCAGGACCAGUGUGUGGUGGGCGGUCUGCUGGGCGGAGCCUCUGGUGGCGUCCUGGAGGCAGUCCAGACUCUGGUCCAGCUGGAGCCACACCUGCACAACAGUAAGACUGUCUCUUCCUGUCUCACUCGUCUCUACUCUUCUCUGGCUGAGCUGAUUCGCUGGGCUGAUCAGGUGAUGCUGCAGGGCGUCGUCAGCGGCAACAAAGAGUCUACAGCAAGCGUUACCACUGUGAUCAGGGCGGUGCUGGACGGGGUGAAGGAGCUGGUUCGAUUGGCUGCAGAGAGAAAAGACGGCUCCGCCCCCUCAUCUCCUUUCCAAUCACAGCCUGACGUGGGACAGACAGGCAGGUCAGGUGUCCAGCAGACAUCAGACAGGAAGUCCACCUGCCAGAGUCCAGGAGCUCCUGCAGAGGACAAAGAGGAGGAGGGGACUGUUGAUGCUCCUCCCAAGCCUCCAAUGCCUUUCACAGAGCUCCUCCCCCAGGUGUCCCCUCCACAGGUGUCCCUCAACCGGGUGUCCCUCCCCCAGGUGUCCCCUCCACAGGUGUCCCUCAACCGGGCGUCCCUCCCCCAGAUGUCCCUCGACCAGGUGUCCCUCCCCCAGUUGUCCCUCGACGAGGUGUCCCCUCCACAGGUGUCCCUAAACCGGGCGUCCCUCCCCCAGAUGUCCCUCGAUGAGGUGUCCCCUCCACAGGUGUCCCUAAACCGGGCGUCCCUCCCCCAGAUGUCCCUCGACCAGGUGUCCCUCCCCCAGUUGUCCCUCGACCUGGUGUCUGUCCCCCAGGUGUCCCCUCCACAGGGACUCAGUCCACCAGCCCUGCCACCCAAAAAACGUCAGUCGUCAUCAGGCCCCGCCCACUGCAGGGUCGCCGUCGUAGCACCGAUGAGACGAGAGCCUGAAGUGGACACACAGGAGGACGAGUGUUUGAAGCGUUUUUCGUCUUCGUCGGCUGCUGAGGACACACACUGUGAGGACGAUCCGGACUACGACUUCCUCCACACUGACCUGUCCUCCUCUGAGACUCUUCCUCCUCUUCUUCAGCCCCCCCCCCCCCCCCCUGCCCUGCCGGAGAAGACUCGUGCUGCAGGAACCAACUCUCAGGCCCAGACUUCAUUUGGGUUCGAUCCUGCUGCCCAUAAAGAGAGCCCCGCCCACUGUGAUGAUGUCAUUGGUCCUGACGAGUCACUGUCUUCCCCUUUGUCCCCCAGCAAGACCCCACCUCCCCUCCCUGAGAAGAAACGACACAUCCAUCAGUACCUGCAGGUCUGUUCUUCCUACAGUGCUCAGGCAGCCGCCAUGUUCUAUCCACGACCUUUGACCCUCAGUGAGCGAUACAACAGUAGGCAGCGAGAGGUGGAGACCACCUACCAGCUCUCACACACACACCUAGACACACAGACGUUAGACUCCACCCCCUCACCUGAGCUGCUUCCUGCUCCAGUUCUACCACCGAAGAAGAGACAACAGGACUCAGCUGGACAGUACGAAGAGAACCAGACCAGAGACAGUGUCCAGCAGGAGGCAGAGCAUGGCAGGAGGAGCAGUAAGGAGCUGGAGGAGCAGGAGGAGGUGUUACUGAUCGACCAGCAGAAGGUCCUCCGCAGAAUCACAUUGAAAACUCAGGAGGAGGAUGGGCCAGACGUGAAGGCAGCCUCUCCUGAGAUCCUUUUAGUCUACGCCACAGAGACCGACAACAGCACUGAGCACGUCCUGUACCGUGAAGCCUUCCUCUCCACCUACAGAAGUUUCAUCAGCCCAAAUAAUGUCAUCAGCAAACUACAGUACAGGUACAGACAUCUGUGUGACAGACAUGAGCCUGCACACCUGACCGCUGCCAAGAACACCUUUCACCUGCUGGUUCGAGUGGUCGACGAGCUGUGUGCGAUCGAGCUGGACUCUGAUUUGCUGCUGCUGUUGAUGGAACUGGUGUUCAGCCUCCUGACUGGAGGAGAGCUGGGACUGGCCCGCCUGCUGCGCUCCAACAUCCUGUCCAAGAUGGAGCAGAAGUGGCAGCUGAUUGGCUCACCUCAGUCACUCCGCCCCCUUGCAGCCAGGGGCGUGGCUGCCAGACCAGGAACUCUUCUGGACUUCAGGAGUCAGGAUUUAGCUGAACAGCUGACUCUGCUGGACUCUGAACUCUUCUGCAAGAUCGGGCUUCCAGAGGUGUUGCUGUGGUCGAAGGAGCAGAAUGAGGAGAAGAGUCCAAACCUGACAGAGUUCACCCAACACUUUAACAACGUCUCCUUCUGGGUUCGAUCUGUCGUCAUUCUUCAGGACAAACCUCAGGACAGAGAGAAACUGUUGCUCAAGUUCCUGAAAAUCAUGAAGCAUCUGCGGAAGCUGAACAACUUUAACUCGUACCUUUCCAUCCUGUCAGCGCUGGACUCCGCCCCCCUGCGACGCCUGGACUGGCAGAGAAGCACAGCUGAGGCUCUGGAGGAGUUCAGCUCUUUGAUUGACAGCUCAUCAUCUUUCAGAGCUUACAGAGCAGCUCUGGCUGAAGUGGAGCCUCCCUGUAUACCCUACCUGGGUUUGAUUCUUCAGGACUUGACCUUCGUCCACCUGGGGAAUCCUGACAUGUUAAUGACAUCGGAGGGUUCAAAGGUCAACUUUUCUAAACGCUGGCAGCAGUUCAACAUCCUGGACACUCUGAGGAACUACCAGCAAGUUCCGUACGCUCUGCAGCCAAAUGAUGACAUCAUAUCUUUCUUCAAUGAUUUCAACGAUCACCUGGCAGAGGAGGCAUUGUGGGACCUCUCUCUCAGGAUCCGCCCUCGAAACGCCCCACGAGCCAAUCAGAGAUGACAGACCAAAACAGACUAAACUUGCACUGAGUUAACCUGAGCUAUCCUGGAACGUCACAAGGCUAGCCUGUGCUACCUUAAUGCUAACUUGUUGAUACUGAGGACUGAGGUGGAUCAACCUGGUGCUAACCUGAACUCGUGCUGACGCCUGGCAACAGCCCCAAAAGGAAGCUAAUCUCAAGGAAACUAAUUGUGGCUAACAGUUUGUGCUAACAUGUAUUUAUCUAGACUGUUCCUGCAACAACGUCAACUGACAAAGUUUAGCUAGGUUUUAGCAGAAGUUAGCUUGGAGCUAGUCCCGGGUUAGCCACGUGUAAUUCAGGUGUUAUCUGGGGUUAUCCUGGAGCUAAGCGGGGUUAGCCAGGUGUUAGCCAGGUGUUUUGGGGCUGAUGUGCACUCCUGGUGGGUGUGGCCUGUUCCUGUAUCUGACCUCAGAACUGUUCACAUAUUCAAAGCAAUAUCACAAUAAACAUCACUGUUUACUU